Molecule: messenger RNA, 639 nt
Organism: Pyrenophora tritici-repentis Pt-1C-BFP
Lineage: Eukaryota; Fungi; Ascomycota; Dothideomycetes; Pleosporales; Pleosporaceae
Source: RefSeq, a predicted model, not a curated record
AUGAGUGCUGUUCCUAAUGGUGAUUUAAACAAUACUUCAGCUGAGCGCAUCCGAGCCGAAAUUGCGAUAGAUACAGCCUAUCAAGGCUUGUCUCUCGCAAUACCCGCUUCUGAAGAUGAUGCCGAGGUCAGAAGAAAGUAUCGUCCCUUUGUUUUGGAGGCAGAAGAUGCCAAGUCGGAUUGGAUCUCACAGCUGGAACUCAGCACGGCGUUGAAGAUGGUGGAUACCCAAGUCCUCAAGUGUGGUGAGGACCGACUGAGGGUUCUAGUGCUGCAUGGAAGCAUGCGACAACGAUCAUACUCGCGUCUGUUAGCUUACGAAGCUAGUCGAAUACUGUUCAGACUAGGCUGUGACGUCCGCAUGUACGAUCCCGCUGGCCUACCUGUCAAGGACGAUGACCAUUCACAUCCAAAAGUGCAAGAGCUGCGCGAUCUCAGUAAAUGGAGCGAUGGGCAUGUCUGGAUCAGCCCUGAACAGCACGGAAACCUCGUAUGUAUCUCUCGAGACAUAUACCGCUCCUCAAGCCAGGCUGACACAACAAAAGACGGCAGUGUUCAAGAAUCAAAUCGACUGGAUUCCUCUCUCCACUGGCUCUGUUCGCCCGACACAGGGUCGCACCCUCGCAAUCGCUCAAGUUAA